Molecule: messenger RNA, 2777 nt
Organism: Dermatophagoides pteronyssinus (European house dust mite)
Lineage: Eukaryota; Metazoa; Arthropoda; Arachnida; Sarcoptiformes; Pyroglyphidae
Biological process (GO): potassium ion import across plasma membrane; regulation of monoatomic ion transmembrane transport
Cellular component (GO): plasma membrane
Molecular function (GO): inward rectifier potassium channel activity
Source: RefSeq, a predicted model, not a curated record
AUAGAAUCCUUUUUUUUGUCUUGUCUUUUUUUUUUGUUGAUGAACAAGUGUUAAAAGAUUGAUUUCAACACUUUUCAUUCAUUCAAUUUAAUCGGUUUUUUUUCUCGAGUGAAUCUCAAACGAAAAAUUCUUCCCUUUGAAGAAAAAAAAUUCUAUUAUUAAAAAUGCCUGUUGAUAAACCAACCAUCAUAAAUGAACAACAGCAAUCAAUACCAACAAAACAAAAACGUUCAGCAUCACUGCAACCUGGUAGUUCAGCAGCUGAAGCAGUAAUCAAUCAUUCGAAUGAUAAAAAAUUAAAAAUUAUAUCGGAAAUAAAUGCACCACCAAUACGAACAGUAUCAACUGAAUUUGAUACCCUACCACCAAUGACACAGAUUUCGGAAAGUCCAUCCGAAUUAACACCGAUAACAAAAACUGAUUUAUCAAUGUUACCUGGUAUUGAUGAAACAUCACCAUUGUCACCGAAAUCACCAAUAAAAUUUCAACAAAAUAAUCUUCCAAAACAAUCAUCAACUGAAGCUGAAAAAGAAACAGCAGCCGUGAAAAAAUCUAAACCAUCAUCGAUAGCAAUUGAAUUGGAUUUUAAUCCAUCACCACCGCCGGAAAAACGAAAAAUAAUGAUGAAUUUACCAUCACCAUCAUCGCCAACAAAAAUCGAACAACAAUCGUAUUCACAAUCGAUUUCUGAUUCGCCCAUCACCGAAUCCAAAACAAAUGAUUCGAAAAUUGUUCCGGAAACAAAAUCGAUCGGUGAUCAAAACAAAUCAAAAAUUGAUUCAUCGAUCAAUCCAACAUCAAGUCCGAAACCAAUUUCAAACGAUACUAGUAGCAGUAAUAGUGAAUUAAGUAACCGAACAAUAAGUCUUAGUGAUCCUGAUUUAUAUUAUUUAAGUUUACCACCGAAUGUUAAAAUUGGUAAUCAUCAACAUGGUAAUGCUAAACCAAUUCAACCGAAAAUUGAUCAAACAUCCAAAAUGGAUCAUCAACAACAACAACAACAACAAACAUCAAAAGAUUCAACAUCAAAAAAAGAUUUAACAGCAGCAAAAUCGAUUGCUGCAUUACCAUCAAAUCAACAUGGACGACCACCACCAUUAUUAUCAUCAAUAAGUCGACAUAAAUCUGUUGCAAAUGAAAUAAAAUAUUCACCAUAUUCAACGGUACGUUCCAUUCGUUUUGAGCAUCCAAAAUAUGCCAAUUCAAAAUCAAUGAGAACAUUAUCCUUUGGUUCGCAACAACAACAACAUUCGAAAACAAUAUCAACACCUAAACAUCAUCAAAGUACAUUGAUAAAAUUUACACCCGAAACGGCUACUAUUGUUCCAAUAGCCGAUCGAACGGUUGAUCAAAAAUCACGUUAUGAUAUCCGGCAAGGUAUGCGUUAUAAAUCAACAAAUCUUUCACAUUUACAAAUGGCAUAUCAUUCGGAAUCGGAUAUAUCCGAUCAAACAAUACCCGAAAUUAAUAAUAAUUAUCUGGAUAAUAAUAAUGCAAGUGAUAAUGAAGCAAUGGCAAUUCUACCGAUUGAAGCAAGAGAAUUAUUAAUGCAAGAAGAAGAAGAUAGAAAAUCACGUUUAGCAAAAGAAAGUACAUCAUUAUUACGAAUACCAAAUUUAGGUGCACGACGUGAAAGUAAAUUUUUCCCCGGUAGAAUACGUAAACGUGUUAUAUUAAAAAAUGGUAAUAUUAAUCUUUGCCCGGAACAUGUUGAUAAACGUAGUCAAAGAUAUUUACAAGAUACAUUUACAACAAUGGUUGAUAUUCGUUGGCGUUGGAAUCUACUAGUUUUUGCUAUGGGUUUCCUAAUUAGUUGGUUUGGUUUUUCAAUCAUUUGGUGGUUGAUUGCAUUUUCACAUUCCGAUUUUGAACAUUUACAUGAUGAACAAUGGACACCAUGUGUUGCAAAUCUGAAAAAUUUUCCCAGUGCAUUAUUAUUUUCAAUUGAAACACAACAUACAAUUGGUUAUGGUUCAAGAUAUACUACGGAAGAAUGUCCUGAAGCAUUAUUUUUAAUGAUGUUACAAUCAAUUACCGGUGUUAUGAUACAAUGUUUUAUGGUUGGUUUUAUUUUCGCUAAACUUUCACGGCCACAAAAACGUUCACAAACAUUAAUGUUUAGCCGUUAUGCUAUUGUUAAUACACGUGAUGGACAAAUGUGUUUGAUGUUUCGUGUUGGUGAUCUAAGAGAUCGUUCACAUAUUAUUGGUACGAAAAUUUCUGCACAAUUAAUACGUAAAAAAAUGACCAAUGAAGGUGAAAUUAUACCAUAUUUUCAUCAAAAAUUAUCAGUAAAAUUUGAUGAAAUUGAUGAUGAAGUUUUUCUAAUAUGGCCUGCUAUUAUUGUACAUGUUAUCGAUGAAAAUAGUCCAUUCUAUAAGAUGAAUGUUGAUGAUAUGACCAGAGAGAAAUUCGAGAUAAUUGCCAUCCUAGAAGGAACUGUUGAAUCUACUGGACAAUCAAUACAAGCACGUACAUCAUAUCUACCAUCAGAAAUAUUAUGGGGACAUCGUUUUGAACAAUUAAUUCGUUAUCGUCAUGAUACUGGAGAAUAUUUAGUUGAUUAUUCAAAAUUUAAUAAUACAUUCGAUGUUGAUACACCAUUGUGUAGUGCAAAAGAAUUAAAAGAAGAAUUAGAAAAACAAAAACAAAUGAAUACUGAUGAUGAUGAUGAUUCGGAACAAGGUGGAAAUUAUUAACCGAAAAAACAUAGGUAUCUCUUCUUUUUUUUGAAAAACAAAACAACAACAAAUUAUCUCUUUUAAUCAACUAAUCUU